AGGUAAGCUACUACUGAUAGACCAGACCGGACUCCAAGCUCACGAGCGAGCCAAUCUCGACCACGGUCCCCGUCCACCACCCCCGAAUUCAGGACCUUUCUUGAUACCCAUUACUUUCUGGAUUAUCUCCACAAGAUUAGUUACUGAAGAAAGAAACCAAAAAUGGGAUUCAUCUCCCGCAUCAUCACACUCUUCGGCCUCGUCCUGCUCGCCCAUGCAGGCUACUCCGCCCACGAACACACCAUCCUGUACAGCAACACCGCAAGCACAGCAAGCGGCGGCACCGCCCUCCCGCUCGACAUCGUCAUCGAAGCCCUCGCAUCACUAGUCCUUGUCUCGGCGGGACUUGUCCUCGGUGCAGAAAAGCUCAAGCCGAUUAGUUGGAGUGAAUGGGCGGGUCAGAUUGAGCGCGAGGGUGGCGGGAGGAAUCCGUAUCGGAGGUUGGAGGAACGGUAUGGGUUUUGGGAUGUUAGGGCGAAGAGAAAGGAGUUUGCGGAUUGGAUGAAGGGGGAGGUUCCUGUUCCUGGUAAGGAAUGAGUUGAGGGGAUUGGUUUUGUGGGGUUUUAGGAUGGGAUGGGUUGGGUGUGGUGUGGUGUUGGGUAUUUAUUUGGUUUGUAUCAUAUAUGUACGCUUGACUGAUUGAUGGGAUUUGGAAUGAAAAGAUCUCUGAUUGAAUUGAUAUUGUUGCUUAUGUUGGUUUGUCUUGGUGUGUUUUGGAUUGGGUGUUGGUGGGUUCAAAGGACUUGAUAUUAAGCCAUGUGCUUGUUCGGUUUGGUGGUCUACUGGUAUGGAUGCAGUAUGUCAGGAUGCUAUAAGGGCGAGCAUGGUAUAGUCACUGACGCAUCUAUGGCUUGUUCAAUUAUGCUAGUAUACAGCAGCGAUGGAAAGUGGCGGGAGCAGAUAAGAUGCUGGCAUGAACAGAAUACUUGGUGGGGUAGGUUUACGCCUACACAAUGCCUAC
Messenger RNA from Aspergillus vadensis CBS 113365, 961 nucleotides. Its product is annotated as membrane magnesium transporter family protein. Bases 163 to 537 code for a protein of 124 amino acids. Gene Ontology annotation, biological process: protein folding in endoplasmic reticulum. The transcript is spliced from 3 exons. The record is from RefSeq and is a predicted model, not a curated record. Gene Ontology annotation, cellular component: EMC complex. NCBI's taxonomy places the organism in Eukaryota, Fungi, Ascomycota, Eurotiomycetes, Eurotiales, Aspergillaceae.